AUGGCCGGACUUACAGAGGGGCAGUAUCGUGCGCUCACCAUUAUUGAGCGUACAUGUUCAUCACUAUCGAUGCUAGGAUGCCUGUUUACCAUGUCCACGUUUUGUUUCUCCAAAUAUUUCAGCAAAUCUAUCAACCGGCUAGUUUUUUAUGCCUCCUUUGGUAACCUAAUAACGAAUAUUGGAACCAUGAUGUCUCGCGCUUAUAUCGACUCGCCCAAUUCAGCUGGUUGCCAAGCGCAGGCAUUCAUAAUCCAGACCUUCAUGCCGGCCGAUGUACUUUGGACGUUGACCAUGGCCAUCAAUGUCUAUCUUACCUUUUACCACAAAUAUGACGCCAGAGCUUUGCGCAAGAUAGAGCCCAUCUAUUUGCUAUGCUGUUACGGCCUUCCAUUCGUGCCUGGAUUCACCUUCUUUUUCAUAAAAGAUCAGGGGGGAACUCGAGUUUAUGGACCUGCAGUUUCGUGGUGCUGGAUAUCUAGCGAAUGGGAUGUUCUUCGUGUCGCAGCCUUUUAUGCUCCUUUGUGGGUUUGUAUCACAAUCACAUUUAUGAUCUACAUCGGAGCUGGUCGUACCAUAUACAAAGUACGAAAGCAGGUAUACCUCUUUCAGUCGUCCGACCUCGACCCUCUUUCAGUCGACGAGGUUAUGACAUCUAACCCCUCAACUGAUGCAACAAUGACAAUGGAGUCCAUGUCGGGGAUUGAGCCGGCAAAACUUGGCCAGAACAGUAGCCAACCUAGUUAUGGAGGUGGCUCAAGCUCAGAAACAGCAACGAGGCCUCAAUCGGUCCACGUUGCCAGCAACCUAUCCAAUCUGUCGAACCAAUCUGAUGGGUCGCAAUCAACAUACUUCUAUUCUUCGCCUCCUCAUCGAGGGUCAAAUCCACCGCGACCUAGUGUCACCCAUGGUGUGGCAUCACGAGCCUUCCGCUCUAUUCGCCGGCGAAAUCACGAGCGAGACAAUGCCGCUUGGUCGUAUACCAAAUGUGCCCUCCUGUUCUUCACGGCCAUGCUUGUCACAUGGAUACCGUCCAGCGCCAACCGCCUAUACUCUCUCACACACGACAGAGCCACCUCCACACCGCUAGAAUUUAUGAGCGUCUUAGUGCUUCCUCUGCAGGGAUUUUGGAAUUGUCUCGUUUAUAUCACGAUAUCGUGGACGGCCUGCAAGAAUUUAUUCAACGAUAUGUGGCUGGCAGUGCGAUCGGCCACUCUUAGCCGCAUGGAACGCAUCCGCGGAAAGGCCAAUCACGAAGGUCAAGAACAAAGUCCAGAACAGUCAGUCUAA
Trichoderma asperellum CBS 433.97 is the source of this 1287-nucleotide messenger RNA. RefSeq lists its product as uncharacterized. Gene Ontology annotation, cellular component: plasma membrane. NCBI's taxonomy places the organism in Eukaryota, Fungi, Ascomycota, Sordariomycetes, Hypocreales, Hypocreaceae. Gene Ontology annotation, biological process: cell surface receptor signaling pathway; adenylate cyclase-activating G protein-coupled receptor signaling pathway. The record is from RefSeq and is a predicted model, not a curated record. Gene Ontology annotation, molecular function: G protein-coupled receptor activity.